GGAAAGAGUGCGGAGGCCAGCUGCAGGGGAAUAAUUGCAGCAGCAAUGUCCAAUCUGAAGAAAAAUGAAAUGGAAAUCAGGGACAAAGCUAUCUUGCACCAGCAGAGGCGUCUAAAGCAAGCCACACAGUUUAUUCAUAAAGAUUCAGCAGACCUGCUCCCUCUGGAUGGGCUGAAAAGAUUGGGAACAUCAAAAGAUCUGCAACCUCACAACAUUGUUCAAAGACGGUUACUCGAGGGCAACAUCACCAAAUUACAUGGGGACCGGAGGAAUGUAGAGUCUGUGAGUCAGUCACCACUUGCUGAGGAGACAAAGUCCAGUACACACAAGGAUACUGCACGUUCAAAUCAAAGGAACACACUCAGUGUUUUCUGCAAGUGCUGUGACCAAGAGAUCAAAGUCACUAUCAACACAGGCUGCCAACAGAACACAAUCUCUGCCAGUUGCUUGAACAGAAUAGGUUUAAAGGAAAUGCCUGCAGUGGAGAGUGAAGACUGUGGAGAUAACAGAUCCAAAGAUAGUUCAAAAACAAUGGAACGAGUGGAGACAUUAGAAAUCAUGUUGGGGAAAGAGAAAGUAGAGUGUUCCGCUCUGGUAGUAGAUAAUGAGGAUUGUGAGCUAUCUCUUGGUCUUCAGACACUGCUGUCUCUCAAAUGUGUGAUUGACUUGGACAGAGGAGCACUGCUGCUGGGAAAGUCAGAGACUCAACUACCAUUCUUAAAUGUGUCAGAGGAAGAGGAGAAUGAAGAGGAGGAAGAAAAAGAGUGAAAAAAACACUAGAAUCUAGUAUUUUGAACAAAGAAAAGCACAUAUGACAGAUUGACAAC
This is a messenger RNA of Hemiscyllium ocellatum (epaulette shark), 827 nucleotides long. It is a transcript of the gene nrip2, whose product is annotated as nuclear receptor interacting protein 2. Gene Ontology annotation, biological process: proteolysis. The transcript has 6 exons. The coding region runs from base 46 to 768 and encodes 240 amino acids. The record is from RefSeq and is a predicted model, not a curated record. Lineage: Eukaryota; Metazoa; Chordata; Chondrichthyes; Orectolobiformes; Hemiscylliidae. Gene Ontology annotation, molecular function: aspartic-type endopeptidase activity.